Messenger RNA from Colletotrichum spaethianum, 219 nucleotides. RefSeq lists its product as uncharacterized. The transcript has a single exon. The coding region runs from base 1 to 219 and encodes 72 amino acids. The record is from RefSeq and is a predicted model, not a curated record. Lineage: Eukaryota; Fungi; Ascomycota; Sordariomycetes; Glomerellales; Glomerellaceae.
AUGCCCACCAUCUACCUGCCUUACCUGAACCCUUCGGUUGGCCGCCAAUGCGGCGACAACACUAAAGGAUCGCAAAUAGAGGAGCCGGAGCGCGGGGGCCGCCUCUGCCAGUGCAAGUCCAAGAGCCAAUGCUGCAAGAGGCUUAUCAGGCGAGGCCUGACUCGUCCGUUGACGGUCCAGCAGCCGGAGCAUGUCUCCUCGUCGCUCCGGGAGCAUUGA